Mesorhabditis belari is the source of this 666-nucleotide messenger RNA. NCBI's taxonomy places the organism in Eukaryota, Metazoa, Nematoda, Chromadorea, Rhabditida, Rhabditidae. The record is from the annotation of a GenBank genome assembly.
AUGCCACCAAAAAGGAGAAGGAAAAUGCAAGUGGACGCGGCUUCAGAUUUCGUCACAAAAUUUUGCGAAGAAGGUUCAAAACUAAAUGAGGAGGCGGAACAAUAUCUAUCUCAAAGAGAUUGCCCAUAUUUAACCGUGGAUAAUCCGUACCUUAUGGAUGUGUAUACAAAUUUGAAGAAACAUUUCACAAACGAAUUACUUUCAAAGAAUGUCGAGCAGUUUUUGAAUGUGGACGAGUUCAAUCCAAAGCUAAUGACGCCCAAGGAAAACGUGCGACGAAAAGUCAAAGAAGAAGUGUUUUCACCGAUGGAAGUCGACCAGCCGGCCGCCGCUUUCAAUCAUCCGCCCACCGUUUUGCGAGCUCCAAUAGAACGAGAUGCGCGAACUUUGACCGUCGCAACACCGCUUGGCAAUCGAAAUGUACGAGUGCCAAAGAUGCUUUCAAAUAUUGCGCCAAGGCUGAAGAAUACUGAAAAUGUUGUGGCGGGUCGGGUGAUUGGAGCCGAUGAAAUUACUUUUUCCAUUAAUGGGUCUCCUGUUGUUGGGCCAGCUGGUAUCACAGCGGUCUUAGAUGAGGUACUUUCGAAGCCCGAAGAAGAAAUGACGCCCACUUCAAAACAAUUAGCGACCACUCUCAAAGCAGUUUUGCUUAAGAAAUUAAACGAA